Magnolia sinica is the source of this 1205-nucleotide messenger RNA. Its product is annotated as peroxidase 5-like. Bases 47 to 1033 code for a protein of 328 amino acids. Gene Ontology annotation, cellular component: plasmodesma; plant-type cell wall. Gene Ontology annotation, biological process: response to oxidative stress; hydrogen peroxide catabolic process. The record is from RefSeq and is a predicted model, not a curated record. Gene Ontology annotation, molecular function: peroxidase activity; heme binding. The transcript is spliced from 2 exons. NCBI's taxonomy places the organism in Eukaryota, Viridiplantae, Streptophyta, Magnoliopsida, Magnoliales, Magnoliaceae.
CUCUCUCUCUCUCUCUCUCUCUCUCUCUCUCUCUCUCUCUCUCCAAAUGGACAUGUUGAACACUUGCUUCUUCCUCUUCCUUGCUAACUUGGCAGUGGCCCAUAUCUCAUCAGCAUCACUGAAAGUGGACUAUUACCAAUACACGUGCCCGUCUGCAGAGGCAAUCGUCCGACAGACAGUGAGCAAAGCUGUUGUCCGGAACCCAGGACUUGGUGCUGGCCUAAUUAGGAUGCAUUUCCAUGAUUGCUUUGUUAGGGGAUGUGAUGGUUCAGUCCUACUUGAUUCACCGCCGCCUGGGAACCUUUCUGAGAAAGACCAUCCGGCCAACUUUCCAAGCCUGCGUGGAUUUGAAGUGAUCGAUGAAGCAAAGGCCAAGAUUGAAGCUAAAUGCCCACAAACUGUCUCCUGCUCCGACAUCCUUGCCUUCGCAGCUCGUGAUAGUGCCUACAAGCUUGGUGGCAUUGACUACGCCCUGCCAGCUGGCCGCCGCGAUGGAAGAGUCUCUCUCUAUGAGGAAGUCCCUCAAAACCUCCCCUCACCUUCCUUCAAUGCCCAACAACUCAAAGAGAACUUCAAGCGAAAAGGGUUGUCUCUGGAUGAAAUGGUAACACUCUCUGGGGCCCACUCAAUCGGCGUUUCUCAUUGCUCUUCCUUCUCGGAUCGCCUCUACUCCUUCAAUAACACCAACAAACCAGAUCCUUCAAUGGCUCGCAAGUUCGUAGCCCACUUGAAAACCAGGUGUCCCCGAUCCACCCCUAAGAACGAUCAAACUACUGUGUACUUUGACAUGAGAACACCGAAUCGUCUGGAUAACAAGUACUACCAGAAUUUGAAGAAACAUAAAGGAUUAUUGACAUCAGAUCAAACACUAUUUACUAGCCCCUUGACGUCGAGAAUGGUGAAGAACAAUGCAAAGUAUCAAUUAGCAUGGGCCACAAAGUUCGCAGCGGCCAUGGUGCAGGUGGGGUCCAUCGAGGUGCUGACUGGCUACCAAGGAGAGAUCAGGAAGAACUGUAGGGUUGUGAACCAUUGAGUCAAGGUGGUGAUUAUAGCUUAGGUUUCAUUGCAAUAUGGUGUGAUAGUUGUCCUGCUAUAUUCAAUUCUUUAGUGUAUCUCUAUUUUGUUGUUUCACAUCUACAGUGUAUUUAUUUUUAUCUCAUGCUUUACAGUAAAAAUAAAAUAAAAUAAAUUGGUUGAUAAGAUCA